AUGGACCUUGAAAUGCGGUGCAAUGGAACCUUUAUUGAGCCAACUGUGCUUGCCAGAGGACAAUACCUUUACGGCGAACGAAACCUGCCACCCCAAUACUUCAUCGAGAACGAUGGCUCUUGUACUCCUAGCGAUCUACCAAUUACGGUGAUGUUGUGUUUGACUGAGAAUGAUUUCUAUGGGAAUCACUGGUAUUCUUUCUUACAGGUUCGAACGAGUGUCAUCGCAGAAUACUCCACAUUGAUUCAUCGCAACCUUACAGAAGCGCUACGCAAACGGGUCCCUACAGGCUAUCGAAAAGACCUAAUCCCUACGAUCAAGUUGAAUGUUCCCUCCAUCGAACUGUUCACCCUCUUCUACGAGUUUAUGGUCACGAAGGACGAUCGCGAAAUGAUGCGCACUUUGCUGCCUAGAGAAUGCGAACGCGACACACGGCGGUUCCGGAACAUGCCUGUUUGGUUAUAUGUCACAGUCGAGGACUUCCUCCGUGUUCCCGUCACCCCGGUAGCGGCCCCUCUUUGGAAUGUGUACGCACAAUUGCGCAGGCAGCUGAAGUGCCCAAAUCACAACCCCAUCACUUGGGCUUGA
This is a messenger RNA of Pleurotus ostreatus (oyster mushroom), 588 nucleotides long. RefSeq lists its product as uncharacterized. Bases 1 to 588 code for a protein of 195 amino acids. The transcript is spliced from 2 exons. NCBI's taxonomy places the organism in Eukaryota, Fungi, Basidiomycota, Agaricomycetes, Agaricales, Pleurotaceae. The record is from RefSeq and is a predicted model, not a curated record.